Messenger RNA from Sclerotinia sclerotiorum 1980 UF-70, 1278 nucleotides. RefSeq lists its product as hypothetical. The coding region runs from base 1 to 1278 and encodes 425 amino acids. The transcript has 3 exons. Gene Ontology annotation, molecular function: FMN binding; oxidoreductase activity. The record is from RefSeq and is a predicted model, not a curated record. Lineage: Eukaryota; Fungi; Ascomycota; Leotiomycetes; Helotiales; Sclerotiniaceae.
AUGUCAGUUAUUUCUACCAAUUUGAUAUGGAAUACGUCAGGUAAAUGGUAUUACUUUUCAGGACUUUCCGCAGAUUUCGCUUUCGACCAAAGAAAACUGGUAUUGAAUGGCAUGUUCGCCAAUGCCACCCCAACCGUGACCACUGACCCUAACAAACUCGAAGAACAAGCACGUUCCAAGCUCUCAUCUACAUCAUAUAACUAUGUAGCAGGAGGAGCAGGUGAAAGAGCCACUAUGGAUGCAAACAGGCUCGCAUUCAGACAAUGGAAGAUGAUUCCACGAAUGUUACGUCCCACCACUAAGAGGGAUCUCCGUGUCAAUCUCUUUGGUCAGGAAUAUGACAGUCCUAUCUUGAUGGCUCCAGUUGGCGUCCAGAAGAUCUUCCAUGAAGAUAAGGAAACGGGACUCUCGGAAGUUUGUGCUGAGAUUGGUGUACCUUAUAUUCUCAGCACUGCUUCUUCUUCAUCGAUCGAAGAAGUAGCUGAAUCCAAUGGCCCAAACGGCCACCGCUGGUACCAACUAUACUGGCCACAAGACGACGAAAUUACCAUCUCCCUUCUCAAACGUGCCAAAGACUGCGGCUACAAAGUCCUAGUCGUAACCCUUGAUACGUGGGCACUAGCCUGGAGACCCGCCGAUCUCGACGGAGGAUACGUCCCAUUCAUCAAAGGCGUAGGCGAUAAAACCGGAUUCACAGAUCCCGUUUUCCGCCGCAAAUUCCACGAGAAAUACAACGCCACGCCAGAGGAAAAAGUAUUCGAGGCAUCCCAAGAAUGGAUCGGAGAUAUUUUUUCAGGUGCUGCGCAUACUUGGAAUCAAAUCCAGCUCUUGAAGGAUAAUUGGGAUGGACCCAUUGUACUCAAAGGAAUCCAACAUCCAGACGAUGCACUAGAAGCCGUGAAAGCCGGUGUUGACGGUAUAAUCGUCAGUAACCACGGCGGACGUCAACUAGACGGGGCCAUCGGCUCCUUAGAAAUGUUACCCGAAAUCGUGGAAGCCGUAGGUGACAAACUGACGGUGCUAUUCGACAGCGGGAUCCGCACUGGCGUAGAUGUUAUAAAAGCACUCAGUCUCGGUGCCAAAGCGGUAUUGAUAGGAAGACCAGCUAUCUAUGGAUUGGCAGUAGGUGGGAAACAGGGAGCCAAACAGAUCUUGCAGGGGAUAUUGGCGGAUGUGGAUCAGAGUAUGGGAUUGGCGGGUAUUAGGGAUAUUAAGGGGUGUAAUCGUUCGACGAUUAGGAGGGUACAGUAUGGUGGGGAUGUUAUUGCUAAUAAUUAA